AUUUGAUGUAAAUGAGAUGAUAACACCAUAUGAAAACUUAAUUUAAAAGUAAUUAGGAAAAAUACACUUCUAAUUUGUAAUUGAUGUUAGAGAAGCCGUAAAUCUAAACCCAACAAUGCAAAGCUGACCAAUUAAGCUUGGAAAAUGGGUAACUCAGGUCUAAAACAGCACAUAGAAACUGCUCAAAAAACAGGUGUUUUAAAAGUAUCCCAGGGGAAACUGAAUGAAUUCCCUCCUGGUUUUAAACAGCUUGAAAGUUCGUUGAGAACUCUAGACAUAUCCGACAACAAAUUUGUGAUUUUGCCUAAUGAAAUAAGUAGAUUUAUGCAACUAAGGCACCUUAACUUAAGCAAAAACAAAUUAGCGAAGAUUCCAGAUUGCAUUGGAGCCCUGACAAAGCUAGAAACAUUCAACGGAAGCCACAAUAACCUCACCAGUUUACCUAGAACCUUUUCCAACCUCAUCCACUUGAAACAAGUAAACCUGAGUGAUAACCACAUAAAAGACUUCCCGUUGAUGUUCUCUGGACUCAAACACCUCGACGUAUUGGAUUUGUCGAGAAAUGAAAUCGUAUCGAUCCCAACCGAAGUUUCUGGCCUAAAUGUAACUGAAUUAAACCUCAACCAGAACCAAAUAUCUCAAAUUUCUAGUCAAAUCGCUGACUGUCCAAGACUCAAGACUUUGCGGUUAGAAGAGAACUGUCUACAACUGUCGUCGAUUCCUACAAGGAUCCUGCUGGAAUCGAAAGUCUCCAAUUUAGCCGUCGACGGUAAUUUAUUCGAGGCGAAACAGCUGUCUGAUCUGCCGGGCUAUGAGGCUUAUAUGGAACGGUUUACCGCUGUGAAGAAAAAGUUGUUCUAAAAUGUUCUCGUGGGGAGAAAUAUCAAAGCACAGAAAUCGUAUGAAUGUUUGUUUUGAGUAUUUUAAACUUAAUCAUUCGAUGGGAAGACUGUAGACAAGGCUGAGUAGUGAUAUCUUAAAUAUUUGGAUGAUUUUUAUGAAGAGAAGAUUAAAACGUAGUUGGAAUUUGUAUAUUUUUAAAAUUUUGUGUCGAUAUUCAGUGUUCAAGUUUGAUUCGUCACGCAAUAUCUAUAGUUUUCCCACCAAAAUGGUCUUAUUCUAGUCUAGAAAUCGACAAAUAAUUUAUAUUCAUUCUGUUUCAUAUUUCCUCCUGUGUUAAUGAAAACAUCUGAUAAACAAUUAAAAUAUGUAAAUAUAAAAAAAUGUCUUUAUGCCUUCGUUAACCAAAUUUCUGUUAAUUAAAGAUAAUAAUUUAUUUAAUUUUUUUCAAUAUCGUGUGCUGAAUCUGCGUAAUAUUUUAUUAUUAUCGUUUCCGUUAUCUUCGGCACACUUUUCGGUGCAUUUUCUUUACUCCUACAAUUCUACCGGGAAUGUAAAUUAAAAAAUUACCUAUGGUGCUUCGCUGUCAAUUUUCUAUCAACUAAUCAAUAUCAUACCCUAACGUAGAAUAUUACGCCUAUUGUUAUCGUUUUGAGGUAGUGACUUUCCUCCGUUCGUGAUGUUUUUAAAUGAACUUUCCAUACAAUCAGGUCGAAAUACUGAACAAUGUACCCAGUCCCUCCCCCUUUUACAGAAAUAUAAUGUAUUUAAACUUUUAAAACUGUAUUUUAACGACAAAUAGGAAUUUCCUUGUUGUGCAAGAAAGAUAUGCAUAAUUCGAUUCGUAUUUGUCGUUAACUGGUCUAUUCUAAGCUUAGCUUCGGAAAUAUAUAAUAAUUAAAGUUCUGCAUGAGUGUUGUAUAGACAAUCAAUGUUUUAGAGAAACAUGUCUCGAUGUUGAUGUUUGUAGUUUAAUUUUUCACUUUUCGUUCGAAUUGUCGAUAUUUUUGGGGUCCAAGCAAUAUUAUAGAUACGAAAUGGAAGUCUGUUUUUAAGUAGCCGAACACUAAAAUAUUCAGCUUUCUUUAAAUAUACAAGUUUUAUUUUAUUAAAUACAUACUUGACGUUAUCUAGGUAGGUAUAUACCUUUAGUCUAGGAUUAUAUGUACAUUAUACAUGUAAUUAGGUUCUGUUCGUAUUAGUAUAAUUUAUACAAAAUAAAUAUCCUGUAUUUUCAUGCCUAAAGUGUACUUCUAUCAUAUUUAUCAAUUAUGUAUUUUGUCUAUUUGAAUUUUUAUAGAUAAUUUGCACUUUUGCUCUAUUUUUAUUAUAUAAUAUAUUCAGUACCAUUUUUCUAUCUGUACAAAAUAU
Molecule: messenger RNA, 2211 nt
Organism: Anoplophora glabripennis (Asian longhorned beetle)
Lineage: Eukaryota; Metazoa; Arthropoda; Insecta; Coleoptera; Cerambycidae
Product: leucine-rich repeat-containing protein 57
Exons: 2
Coding region: 145-861 (238 amino acids)
Molecular function (GO): protein binding
Source: RefSeq, a predicted model, not a curated record